CCAGCGGUUUUCAUUGGAAACGGAAAACUUGGGUGCGUCCUGUGACUGUGUGUCUGAGAAGUGCGGACCGUGCGAUCAUAAUCAAAGGCUCGUCUCCUCCGAGUGCCGUGGCUAUUUGGGGGCUGUGCGGGUCGGUCCCGCUGGGACUCGAUAUGCUCUGUCUCCUUCCAGACGAUGGUGGUCCGCCAAGAUCCACCGUCCAUCCAGAGAGCGGCAGUGAGUCUGGCGGGUGGUGGAAAAGCAUCUCCCUGCGGCACUCGUCCCACCCGCUAACGAACAACCCGUUACUCCUGGUUCUCUGUAUCUUUCUUUGCUUUUCCGGCGUGAUACGGCCUUCCGGCGGCCUCUUCGAUCGCCGAAGUUGUUGGUUAUGGGCUUGUGGGAUUUGGGUACGUUGGGAGUGGUGGAAUGCUUCGUUUUCUUAGAGAACCGGUCCUGCACAUCAGCGAAAGAAGCCGGGAAUUGGUGUAGAAGUGGAAACAGAGUACGGUUUCCUUUUUUUUUUUUUUUUUUCUUUUCCUUGUUCUUGUGCGAGCCUUGGUUUUACUUUCUGCAAUUGAUUGUUGGUUUCUUGGCAUUCGUGGUACUUGGUCUCUCUCUCUCCUCCCACCAACCCAACCCCGUACCCUUCAGCUUAAAAAUGUUACCAAAUCAUAAAAAUGAAGUUCAGGUUACAGAUGUUAUUUCCAGUAUACGUGAAGGCUAACUGAUAUGCAAUCUCAUAUUUGUCUCCCUUUAUCAGCAUCUGCCCAUUCUUACACUAUUGAUCAGUUGUUUGGGACUGCCUGUCAGUAGUACUGAAUGAAUUGCCUAGAACUUCUGCUGCUAGUUAUGCAGCAAAAAUCAAACAGUUAACACAUCAGAGUGUUACUUACUCUUUUACAAGUCUUUUGAUGUUUUGACAACUGGAACUGAGACGAUUUGAGUGUUUGUGCCAUUGAGUAGCAGCGCGUCCAGAGGAUCUUGUAUGGAUUCAAGGAAAGAGGCCAUGGGUUCUUAUGUGGCUACUAAAGCAAGUGUUCCUAGUGGAAAUGAGUUUGUGCAUAAAGGUGUCAAUCCCAUGGAACCAUAUGUAGGUAUGGGGUUUGAAAGCGAGGAGGCUGCAAGGAUAUUUUACAAUGAAUAUGCUAAAUGUGUGGGAUUCAGCAUGCGUGUGGAUAUUGUUCGACGGUCAAGACGUGAUUCACAAACUAUUGGUCAACAAUUUGUGUGUUCGGAAGGAGGCUUCCAUUCAAGGAAGCGUCCUAUCGCAUGGGAAGGUUGCAAAGCCAUGAUCAGAUUAAAAAAGGAGGAUUCUGGUAAAUGGGUUGUAACAAGAUUUGAGAAGGAUCAUAAUCAUGAGUUGGUACCACCAGGCAAAGUUUCUCUACCUCGGCCACAUUUUCAGAUGGCUUAUGUUGCAGACAAUAUUAGCAACAAUUAUGGCAAAGCAGGGAUUUGUCAGAGCAUAUCUCAUGUGGGAGAAAAAUCUGGAGGAUCAAACAUUAUUGGCUUCAAUUCAAUAAAUUCAACAAAUUCUAUUCCAGCUGCUUAUAAGAGGAGGACUCUUGAAAGAGAUGCUCAGAACGUACUAGACUAUUUCAAACAUCAGCAGGCAAUGAAUCCUGCGUUCUUUUAUGCAAUUCAGGCUGAUGAACAGGAUCAUAUUACAAAUGUCUUUUGGGCCGAUGCGCGAUCCAAGAUGGCAUAUAGUUGCUUUGGUGAUAUGGUAACAUUUGAUGUUACUUACAGGACAAAUGUGUAUGGCAUGCCAUUCACACUGUUUACAGGUGUCGACCAUCAUAAACAUGCUGUUUUGUUUGGCUGUGGGCUUCUUUUAGAUGAAAGUGAAGCUUCACUUGUUUGGUUGUUUAAUACCUGGCUUAAAGCUAUGUCUGGACGAUACCCAGAUUCACUAGUAACUGAUGAAAGUCCUGCAAUAGCAGCAGCCAUGGCAUUUGUAUUUCCAAGGACUCAUCACCGUCUUUGUAAGAGGCAUAUCCUAAGAAAGUUUCCUGAUAAAUUGGGAGAUGUUGGACGUGCUAGUAGUGGUUUGAGAGAGGACUUCUUUAAGUGCAUCAACAUGACUGUGGCAAAUGACGAGUUUGACUCACAGUGGCGAUCAUUCAUUGAUAAAUACGAGCUUCAAGAUAAUCAAUGGCUUCAAUCGUUGUACAAAAACCGUGAUAAAUGGAUCCAAGUAUACUUUCAGGACGUACUGCUUGACAAUAUGCCUAAGACCCAAAUAAGUGAGACCAUUAGCAUGUUUUUUGAUGUUGAUGAUCAUACAACAUUAAUGUCAUUUAUUAAUCAGUGUGAGAAUGCUGUAGAUAGUUGGUAUGAAAAGGAACUUGUACAAUACUACAAAACAGGGGACAUGAAACCAUAUCUUAAGAUGGGUUUUCCAAUGGAAAACCAAGUGGCUGAAAUUUAUACCAAGACAAUCUUUUUAGAGUUUCAAGAACAACUAGUUCAAAGCCUUCGUCAUAUAGCAGAAAUGAGUAAAGAGGAUGGUCCCAUUAGCACAUUUAAGGUUGUAGAAUUUGGGACAACAAAGGGUGAACAUACUGUAACAUUUAAUGCUCUGGAAGUAUGUGCCAUUUGCAGCUGCCAGAUGUUUGAGUAUGCGGGGAUACUUUGCCGACAUAUAUUAAGAGUCUUCAUUGUUAAAAAUGUCAUGCUACUUCCCCCACACUAUAUAAUCAAGCGGUGGACCAGGAAUGCGAUGAAUGGUGAUCUACUGUAUGACCCAGGAAGUGCAAUUCAAAUUGGUUCCCUGGAAGCUCGGACUUCACGUUAUGAUGAUCUUUGCCGUGAGGCCAUCAACUUUGCUGCUGAAGGGGCAUGGAAUUUGGAUAUUUGCAAAGCUGCAAAAUCUGCUCUACAGAAGGCUUUUGAAGAGAUGCAUGCUGCAAAAGAAAAGGUUGGAAUAGUUGUACAACAUACUUCUCCAGUUGUUGGAAGCAUUCAGGAUGCCAGCAUAUGCGAAAGGGAUUGACCACAUGAUGCUGGCAUCACUUGUACAAUAAAAUGAUAGAUGUGUUCCAGAAAGGUGGUUUACUUUGGAGAAUAUGAGAAGAUUUUGGGGGUCCUAAUUGACCAAUUGUUGGGCCCACUCAAGUCUCAACAUUCAAAUGAAUGUAUUCGUCAUGAUAAGAUGUCCCAAUCAUCCUGGGUUCUCUGCAGAUGUCUCUUUGGUAUAAGUUUCAAAGAGGUUUUACAAGCCUUCAAUGGACGAACGUUAAGUAGCUCUUACAUACUUCUGCUUGUGGCUUCUACUGCAGUUGCCAUUGUUUCGUUUAAUGUUAGAAGGCAAGUGAAUAUCUUAACUGGAUGAGUUUUCUUUUGUGUGUAAAUAUCUUAGGGAGCUAUUGGGUAUUAAGCUGCUAACGUCUAAUCUUGUCAAAAGCAGUCUUCUCUCACAGGUGUAUAUAUAUUCAUGUAUCUGAAGUGUUUUCAAGGCAUAAGACAGAUUUGUACCUAUUUUUUCUGAAGGCAAGUUUUUCUGGCCGAGUUACAAA
Messenger RNA from Nymphaea colorata (pocket water lily), 3500 nucleotides. RefSeq names its product protein FAR1-RELATED SEQUENCE 5-like. Gene Ontology annotation, molecular function: zinc ion binding. The record is from RefSeq and is a predicted model, not a curated record. Gene Ontology annotation, biological process: regulation of DNA-templated transcription. The transcript is spliced from 2 exons. Bases 968 to 2977 code for a protein of 669 amino acids. NCBI's taxonomy places the organism in Eukaryota, Viridiplantae, Streptophyta, Magnoliopsida, Nymphaeales, Nymphaeaceae.